CUAUCCGUUUAUGGGAUGUUAAGACAGGAUAAUAUAAAGCCAAAUUAGAUGGUCAUUCAAGGGAAGUUUAUUCAGUCAAUUUCUCUCCUGAUGAUAACUCUAUCCGUUUAUGGGAUGUUAAGACAGGAUAAUAAAAAGCCAAAUUAGAUGGUCAUUCAAGGGAAGUUUAUUCAGUCAAUUUCUCUCCUGAUGGUACUACAUUAGCAUCUGGUAGUGCAGAUAAGUCUAUCCGUUUAUGGGAUGUUAAGACAGGAUAAUAAAAAGCCAAAUUAGAUGGUCAUUCAAGGGAAGUUUAUUCAGUCAAUUUCUCUCCUGAUGGUACUACAUUAGCAUCUGGUAGUGCAGAUAAGUCUAUCCGUUUAUGGGAUGUUAAGACAGGAUAAUAAAAAGCCAAAUUAGAUGGUCAUUAUGAUAGAGUUUUUUCAGUCAAUUUCUCUCCUGAUGGUACUACAUUAGCAUCUGGUAGUUAUGAUAACUCUAUCCGUUUAUGGGAUGUUAAGACAGGAUAAUAAAAAGCCAUAUUAGAUGGUCAUUCAUCAUAUGUUUAUUCAGUCAAUUUCUCUCCUGAUGGUACUACAUUAGCAUCUGGUAGUGGAGAUAACUCUAUCCGUUUAUGGGAUGUUAAGACAGGAUAAUAAAAAGCCAUAUUAGAUGGUCAUUCAAGGGAAGUUUAUUCAGUCAAUUUCUCUCCUGAUGGUACUACAUUAGCAUCUGGUAGUGCAGAUAAGUCUAUCCGUUUAUGGGAUGUUAAGACAGGAUAAUAAAAAGCCAAAUUAGAUGGUCAUUCAGAUUAUGUAAUGUCAGUCAAUUUCUCUCCUGAUGGUACUACAUUAGCAUCUGGUAGUGAAGAUAACUCUAUCCGUUUAUGGGAUGUUAAGACAGGAUAAUAAAAAGCCAUAUUAGAUGGUCAUUCAAAUGGAAUUCUAUCAGUCAAUUUGUCUCCUGAUGGCACUACAUUAGCAUCUAGUAGUAUAGAUAACUCUAUCCGUUUAUGGGAUCUAAAAACAUCAAAGGAGAUACUCUAAUCGGAUAGAAGCUACAAAGAUCUGCUUGCCUAGUAUUAAUUACCACUUCAGAAUAGCUCCUUAUUGCCAAAUGUUAAUCCUGAUAGUACCAUACUUAGAAUAUGUUAGAAUCCUUUAUUUGAAUCUUCAGGAACACUUAUCUUAUAAGGACAAUUUAUUAAUCAUUAAGGAAAAGAUUUAAAACCCUUGUUUAAAUCCAAAGGGAGUUGCUUUUUAGAAGACUUAAAGCAAAAAUGAAUUUGAAAUAUUCAUUAAGAGCAUUACAAUUCAAAUUUUAAUUAAUUUCUUAAAA
Molecule: messenger RNA, 1317 nt
Organism: Paramecium tetraurelia
Lineage: Eukaryota; Ciliophora; Oligohymenophorea; Peniculida; Parameciidae
Exons: 3
Molecular function (GO): protein binding
Source: RefSeq, a predicted model, not a curated record